Molecule: messenger RNA, 845 nt
Organism: Pistacia vera
Lineage: Eukaryota; Viridiplantae; Streptophyta; Magnoliopsida; Sapindales; Anacardiaceae
Exons: 1
Coding region: 67-843 (258 amino acids)
Source: RefSeq, a predicted model, not a curated record
CAUGAUAAUGUUCGGUUACAUUUACAUUUACACCUCUAUCUUCCAUGCAUAUGCACUCAUCAACCCAUGAAAGACCUCUCAUUCUUCCUCUUCAAGAACUCUCUUGCUGCCAAGAUGAAGAAAGGCUUCAGAAACUCUUGCAAUGGCGACGCCUCGACCUCUACUCUCAACCAACACCUCCCCGAGUCCUCUUGCGUCCUCACACCGUCUCUUGAGCUGAAUGCUACUUCUCCCCUUCCAUCUCAACGAUCGCCUACCUUGGAGGAGAUGAUUCUCCAGCUACAGUUGGAAGAGGAACUAGCGAAAGAAUCCAAGCUUCGCGGUAGAAUGUCAUGUGUUAACAAUUCUGAUAUUCUACGAUCUGCCAGGAAUGCAUUGAAUCAGUAUCCGCGAUUUUCUUUAGAUGGAAAGGAUGCAAUGUACAGGUCUUCAUUUCGAAACUUUAAUGGCCUCGAAAAGGGAAGGAAAUCAGUAUGCUGUGACCAGGGACUGAGAGAAAGGUUAUUUUAUGGCUCAAAUGGUGUUAAAUCAGAGAAAAGUAAACUGUUUUUGCCUGCAACUGUGGCAGGAGAAAGUGUAAUUUGGUGCAAACCUGGAGUGGUGGCAAAGCUGAUGGGGCUCGACGCGAUGCCCGUGCCAACAAAUAGCAAAGAGGGUAAAGAAGUAAGCUGUAUUAUAAGGAGGCAAAAUCUGAGAAGGAGGGCUGAAAGACAUGAAAUGGAGAGAAGAAUUGCCAUGAAUCAUCAUGGGAGGAUGGCUUCAUGUUCAAAGGCUGCAGCUGGGUACAGAGUUGUGAAGCCGGAAAAUCCUGGAGGCGGUUGGCCACCGAGGCGUUUUCUUUAGAU